This is a messenger RNA of Stylonychia lemnae, 291 nucleotides long. The record is from the annotation of a GenBank genome assembly. Lineage: Eukaryota; Ciliophora; Spirotrichea; Sporadotrichida; Oxytrichidae.
AUGGAACGUAGCAAUAAAUAUAAAUAAGAGAAAUAUAAAAGGGUAAAUGAUGAAGUUGGAGGAAAGUCUUGGAUCAAAGAAGCUAUUUCACCUGACAAUACACAAAGACAUCAAAUUUAAACAGGUCCUAGAGGAGGACAAUACUUUGACAAUAGCUCUGGAAGAAAAGUAUAUACUAAUACUGUUUCUCAUGUAGUUAAUGUAUAUCCUGAAAAUUCUUUCAACGGUACUACUCCUUAGGAAAAAAUACCUUAUUUUGGUUACGGUAACAAAAAAAAAGAUAAAUAAUGA